UGCAUUCUGCUGGGAAGGAAGUACAUGUAACUGAGCUCGAUAGUAAACUUAUAAUUAUUAUCAAUCCCUUUCCGAAAGACUUAGAGUGGUCUCCAGAUCAUGAACAAAUAGCUGAACAAACGAGAUAGUUACUGGGUAUUCAGAUACUACAUACUGCUGAGAAUGAGUGUCCUUGUAGUGUGUAUGAGCUGCCUGUGUCUAUGGCUGGGGAAGCUCAGUGUACUGGUGUCUGCAGACUAUGUGCUACAAGUGGAGGUGGUCUCCUACAGUAAUCCAUCCAACACACGCUCUGAUGGUCAAUGCUGUGAUUCACCACAGCCAUUCAAUGGUGUAGAACCAUGUAACUCUGGGGAGCGCUGUGACACCUACUUCACCUACUGUCUGAGGCCACGGUUCACUGAGGCUACUACUAUAGUGUGUCCCAAUACUGAGCCCGGAUUUAUUGCAAAUAGCACCAAUGUUGUCGAUGGGGCAACCAUUGAAUUCUCACAACCUACUGUACUAGGACUCCCUAAUCCGUUCAAUCUGACUGGAAUAUCGACAGCCUGGGAGGGAGCUCAGCUUUAUAUACAAGUGUUUGAUUUAGAUGGCAAUGGUGCAGAUGUUAUUGAAAGGCUUGGAAGUGAUGUGAGUUUAAAUAGUGAUGCUAUUCUCCCAGUUGGAAACACAGCAAGAGGCACAAUUAAUGGUAACAGGGCUGCUAUCAUUGUUAGGGCUACUGUGCUGUGUGCUCCAUUCUACAAUGGAAGCAGUUGUGAGAUACUCAAUCACUGUGAGUCCAAUGCUGUCACAUGCAGUGAACGAGGAACAUGUGUGAAUGGAUUUAAUGGUUCCACUUGCGACUGUAACCCUCCCUAUAUUGGUGAAAACUGUGAGAGUCAAGAUUUUUGCUUCAACACAAAUUGCAAUGAGAGAGGAACGUGUAAUAACGGCCUUGAUUCCUACACCUGCUCAUGUGAUCCUGGCUACACUGGUGCUGAUUGUGAGACCAACAUUGAUGAUUGUAUGAAUAGGAACUGCAGUGGAAAUGGUGUGUGUGUGGAUGGUGUCAACUCCUUCAGUUGUGAGUGUGUGUCUGGCUUCACUGGAGAGAUGUGCAGUGUGGAGACACAAGAGGCUAGAUCAGAUGAUGCAACAGCUGCUAUAGCUGGUGGAGUGGUGGGGGGAUUGGUUGGCGUUGUGCUGAUUGUAGUCAUAGUGAUUGUCAUAGUCGCAGUAAUUAUCCUCAAGAACAAACAAGAGUGGUCUAAAUACAACGUUAGUGGAGGAGGAACAGCUGACAAUGUCAAUAAUAUGGACAACCCAGUGUACGGUGUGUGUGAGACAGACACAGCUCAGCCUCAACCCAACACCCUCCCUACUGCCCCAUCCCCCUCCUCUCUACAAGAGCACGAGUUUGACAACCCCCUGUACGAUACGUCGGAGCCCCUCCCCCCAGUGUACAAAAGUGUGGAGGGGAGGGAUGAGAGACUCAUGAGUGGUAACUAUGCAACCGUUGCCGAGCAUGAUGAUGGACUGGGACAGACUAGUGAUAUCUAUGAUGAUGUCAACACAUGAGGCAAUGACUUUUAUUGUGUGCACAAUUCUUUUUAUUAGUGAGAGUAUAAUUAUUUUCUAUUACAACCCUCGGCUAUCAAUAAUUGAUUUGGAAUGUGA
Halichondria panicea is the source of this 1656-nucleotide messenger RNA. RefSeq names its product fibropellin-1-like. Lineage: Eukaryota; Metazoa; Porifera; Demospongiae; Suberitida; Halichondriidae. The transcript is spliced from 5 exons. The record is from RefSeq and is a predicted model, not a curated record. Gene Ontology annotation, molecular function: Notch binding; calcium ion binding. Bases 163 to 1557 code for a protein of 464 amino acids. Gene Ontology annotation, biological process: Notch signaling pathway.